Molecule: messenger RNA, 2702 nt
Organism: Hydra vulgaris (swiftwater hydra)
Lineage: Eukaryota; Metazoa; Cnidaria; Hydrozoa; Anthoathecata; Hydridae
Biological process (GO): signal transduction
Source: RefSeq, a predicted model, not a curated record
UUUUUCAUUAAAAGAUUUUAUUUAAAUUAGAAAAAGUCUCAAAAUUGAUAAAAAAAAAAAAAGAAACGUUUUUAAAGACUGCUAGAUCGAUACUACUUGCAUUAGCUGUAAAUAAUAGGCAGUUGUUAAGGAAAAACAAUAAUGGGUAAUACACUGCAUGCUGGAAUCUUAUGCCCAAACUGUAAAUCAGAGAAAUUUUAUCCGUUGCGUCAAUCUAUAGAAGAAAUUACCAAUCACAUUAAAAAUUGCUAUAAAAUAAAAUGCCCACAUUGCUCUCAGGCAACUACUGGGUUUAUCACAGGAAAAGAAUUAGCAGAACACAUUCAGCGCCAUCACAACACUAAAGUUUUAUGCUGUCCAGUAUGCAACUUAUUAGUAAAAAACGAAGAGUUUCUGAUUGAACAUUUUUUAGAAGUUCAUCAAACUAAAAUAACCUGUCCAAUAUGUAGCAAAAAUAUGACAGACGAAACUGAUUUUAUUGAACAUUUGGAAGCUAGUCAUUCCAGAAUGUUUGAGAAAUGUAAUUCUGAUGAAAAUACUUUAAAUGAUAAAUUUGCAAGAAGGAAAAAAGAAAUAAUGGUUGGCGAUAGAGUACUUGUAUUGUCAGAAAAACUGAAGUGGGAAUACUUUCCUGCAAUUGUGAAAAGGUUAAAUGAAGAUUCUCUUACGUUUGAAAUAAAUGGGUGUGAUAACGAAUCUGAAAGAACGCUGGAUUAUUUUAAUCUGAUAGAAAAUAAAUCUCCUUCAGAAACAGAGAUUGGCAUAGGUAGCUCAAUUUUGUUUGCUCAAGGAGUAUAUCAAGAUUCAAAAACUGGAAUUGAAGUUCAAAGAUGGCAUGAAGGAUCUAUAACAAAUAUUUGCACUUUUGUUGACGGUAGCAAAAGUUACGAAGGUCAUCAUACAAAAUCAGAAAAAGAUGGCAAGUGCAUAAAUUAUUCGGAAUAUUCUCCAUUAUUUACAAAUUUAUCUAUUAAUGAACUUCGCAUAAGACAAAAUGUGUUUGAAAUGAUAGACAGAGAUAAUUCACAUAUUACUGAAAAUGAAAUUUUUAAAAAUGAAAUAGCUUUAACGGAUAUUUUCUUUUCAUAUAAUAUUAUUGAUAGCUAUACUGCUUAUAAAAAUGGAGAAUUAGAAAACUUAAUCAUACCUGACACAUAUAUUACAAAUUACACAAACAUGUGCGAUCCUUAUGAAAUAAAGUCAAUCCUGAUUCAAGCAGGUUACAAUGUAAUUGAUUACUCGGGUGUCAAAAAAGUUGACUUUAGAAACGUGUCAAGCUCAAUUCAAAAAUCUAAGGUAUUCAUAGCAUGUAUCAGUGAUGCAUAUGUUAAGGACGAAAGUUGUAAAAUGCAGUUUGAAUUUGCAAAAACCAAAUUACAUAAGCCAGUGGUUCCACUUGUUGUUGGUGAUGGUUCAUUUUCAUGGGUUAUGAGUGUAAUUGGAAUGCUAAUAGCUGGAGAAUUGUUUAUUCAUUUUAGAGAAAAAGCCACACAAAACGAAAAAUGCAAUGAGCUGUUAACAACUCUGAGUAAUUUGAUUAAAGCAAACAAAAAUCUUGAGAAAAAUAUUGACGAGCCUAUUGACGUUUUUAUUUCCUAUUGCUGGAAGAAUUCUUAUAAAGCCGAGGAAAUAAAACAAAUAGAACAAUCAAAUGGAAGUAAAUUUGCUGACCCCCGUUUGCUUAAAGAUAUGAUAAAACAACUAGGUUAUAAAGUUUGGAUUGACAUUGAACAACUUUCGUCCGCAAAUGCUGAUUCAGGUCUUUUUGGUCAAAUAACGGAUGGCAUAAAAUCGGCGAAGGUAGUCAUUCCAUGCAUAAGCGAUGAUUACUCUAAAAGUGCAAAUUGCAGAAUGGAAUUUCAGUUUGCUUUAAAGUCUCUUAAUAAAACUAUUAUUCCAGUUGUUGUUGGAAAAGGAAAUGAUUGGAAACUAUCAGUUGUGGGGGCUUUAUUGAGUUCGUAUGAUAGUCAAUUAAUUAAUAUGCAAGAUGUUUACGAUCAUAACAAGUUAAACAAAGUUUUUAAAAAAAUCAAAUCUGAACUGAGGCAUAAGAUUUCUCAAAAGUCAUCUUAUGAUAUGAUGAAAUAUUUGUCACCUAUUUCAUUAAAACGAGAAAUUUUUAACACUUUUUGGAAAAAAUCUAACGUCUCAAGAACUCCAAAAGUUGGUGACCGCGUUAUUUGUCAUCAUGUUAAAUGGGCAUAUUGUAUGGCAAAAGUUGUAAACUACAAUAAUUUAACUAUGAAAUACACAGUAGAUUGGGAAGAUGGGGAUUUUAAAAGAAGUGAAGUGUUGUUUAACGAAGUAGCUUUAGAUGUUGCACCUGAAAUUACAGACAUUGGCGUAGGAUCAACUGUUAUUUUUCCUCAAGGAUUUUACACUAAAGGUAAUGUUAUUGGAGUUAAUAGAUAUCAUGAAGGUGAAAUAACAUCAGUAAAUGUAAUAGGAAACACGGUGUACUUAAGCGGUCAUCAUUCUAAGGGUGAAGAUAAUGGCAAAUGGAUAAACUAUGAUGAGUAUAACUACAACUUUAAUGAUAUGCCCUUAACGUGCAUUCGACUACCUCCAACUGCAUUAGAAACAAUAUAUGUUGGAGCAUUGAAAGUUAUUAAUAAUUCUAUUUAAAAUAAAUGAUUUAUUUAUAUAAUACUAGAAAAUUUUAUAAUUGUAAAUAUAAAAAUAUAAUAGAUAAAUAUAUUUUA